Molecule: messenger RNA, 312 nt
Organism: Vitis riparia (riverbank grape)
Lineage: Eukaryota; Viridiplantae; Streptophyta; Magnoliopsida; Vitales; Vitaceae
Product: proteasome subunit beta type-5-like
Exons: 1
Coding region: 1-312 (103 amino acids)
Cellular component (GO): proteasome core complex
Source: RefSeq, a predicted model, not a curated record
AUGGGAGGAUAUAGCUCAUCACAAUCUGUGAAGAAGAUUAUUGAAAUUAAUCCCUACAUGCUUGGCACAAUGGCUGGAAGAGCUGCUGAUUGCCAGUUUUGGCACAGAAAUUUGGGCAUUAAGUGCCGACUGCAUGAACUUGCCAAUAAGCGAAGGAUUUCAAUUAUAAAUUCUUCAAAGCUGCUAGCAAACAUUCUAUAUUCUCACCGUGGAAUGGGUCUAUCUAUUGGGACCAUAAUUGUUGGUUCUGUGACGAGCAAUGAAGGAAGCCGAACCAGUCACGGUUGGAAUCCAUGGCGUCCAGAAAACUGA